CAGGCUAAGAACUUGUCAAAUAAUCAAAACAAAACAACAUGUGUAAUGUACGGUAACAAAUUUAAGGUUAAAUAUUUAAUUUUGCUUUCUUCUAAUAAAAAUGGGACUUACGAAGCAAUAUCUACGAUACGCCCCAAGUGGCAUUUUCAACGUUAUAGCGAGCCCAGACUGCAACAGUACCCAUGUUACUCUGAAUGGUGUUAGCGGAAGAUAUAUUGCCGUUGGUGCAUGUGAACAUGUUAUUAUUUGGGAUAUGAGAUUAGGAGAAAAGGCUCAAGUGAUACCUGGUGAGAAUGUAGUGGUAUCACAAAUAGCAGCUAGUCCCACUGGGAACCACAUGGCAGUGGGCUACGUCGAUGGAAAUAUAAAUGUGUUUGAACUGCUCAACAAUGACAUUGUGUGUGUAUUUGCUGGCCACAAGUCUGCUAUUACCUGCUUACAGUAUGAUGAAAUGGGCCACAGAAUUGUUUCUGGAUCUAAGGAUACUGAAGUUAUUCUCUGGGAUGUGGUAUCUGAAACUGGUAUUGCCCGUUUCAGUGGGCACAAGGGGGUAGUAACCAGUGCUCUUUUCAUUAAUGGCAAGAACUGCAUUGUGAGCUCCUCAAAAGACACUUUUAUAAAGUUUUGGGACAUUGAAACAAAGCACUGCUUUAAAACUCUUGGUGGUCAUCAAAUGGAGGUAUGGUCAGCAGUGCUACUAAAAGAAGAAAGAUAUUUAGUAACAGGCAGUAUGGAUCAACAGCUACGAGUAUGGAAGUUAAAUUGGAAUGACAAAAUUAAAGAUGAGGACAAACUUGUGCAACAACUCGAAAUUGUCAAAUUAGAAGACACAGACUCUACUGAGGACAGCUCAAUGUUGCAAUGCCACCAAGUUGGCACCCUGAUCCGCGGCGGUAGAGGUAGAGUGGUCGGACUGUCGACCGACCCUGGGCAACGAGUGCUAGCAUGCUACGGUACUGAUUCCUUAUUGGAGCUGUUCUCCUUCUGUUCGGACGAAGAGGCCAGUGCCAGGAUGAAUAAACGAGUGAAGAAGCAAAGGAAAAAGCUGACAAAACAGAAAGAAGCACAAACAGAUGAAGGACCAACUGAGGUAUCAGAGAUCCUCACGCUUUCAGACGAAGUUCGGCGACUAAGUUCCGUGAAGCUAUCGGCAAAACUGAAAUCGGCCAAUGUGUUGAUGGGGACUACGGGCGAACUUCGUGUCGGGGUCACAUUGGCUACAAAUACUUUAGAAUUGCAUAGCUUGGAUAUGUCUGAGGGGAAUGAAGUAAAAUGUCUCAAACAAAUCACGAUGCCCGGUCAUCAGAAAGAGCCGAGAUGCGUUGCUAUAAGCUCCGAUAACCUGGCCGUGCUUACGGCUUCUGCUGACUCCAUCAAAUUGUGGAACAGAACAAGCCAGUCCUGCCUCCGUACAAUCCCAGUGACGUGCGGUAGACCAACGAGCGCAUGUUUCGCGCCAGGGGACAGGCACGCGCUAGUUGGCUGCUCAGACGGUUCCUUGCUCCUGGUGGAUGUCGCCGCGGCGUGCGUGCUGGAGCAAGUGCCCGCACAUACCACGAACUGCACCAGUGUUGGCCUUACUCCGGAUCUGCGUGGAUGUUAUUCUGGCGGUGGUGACAAAACUGUUAAGUUAUGGCAGUUUGAACUCAUUGCAGAUCCUACUGGAGACUCCAAAGCGAAGGUAUUAUCUCUUCUGCACAUAAGAACGCUCGAGCUUGAAGAAUCAGUGACCGCUGUGCGAGUGAGUCAGAACAAUAAGUUCAUUGCAGUGGCAUUGCUAGACUCCACUGUUAAAAUAUUCUUCAUAGACACGUUUAAGUUUUAUCUUUCUCUGUACGGACACAAGUUGCCAGUCCUAAGUCUCGACAUCAGCUACGACUCGAACAUCAUCGCUACGGGCUCAGCCGAUCGCAAUGUGAAGAUCUGGGGCAUGGACUUCGGAGACUGUCACAAGUCUAUAUUCGCUCACAACGACUCCGUGACGUCACUCCAGUUCGUACCGAGCACGCAUCACUUUUUCACUGCCUCUAAAGACGGGAAGGUCAAACAAUGGGAUGCGGACACUUACGAUAAUAUUAUUACAUUGAAUGGCCACGCGGGCGAAUGCGUAGGAUUGUCCGUUGGUGCGGGAGGACUGCACGUGGCAACGUGCGGAACUGAUUUCGGCGUGCGGAUGUUUUCGCGUACGGAGGAAUCUCUCGUAUUGGGAGAUGCCGAUGAAACUGAAGAAGGUCUCGCUACUGGGGAACAACAUGCACCCGUUCCAGGUCUGCCAGGACUCAACAUGCCCACAAAGAAAACUAUUGGAGCAGAAAAAGCUGCGGAUUCGAUCAUAGAGUGUCUGUCAAUGGGUGCGGAGUAUCAGAAGGAAGUGAGCGAAGCGCGCGGACAAUUUGUCCAGCCGCCCAUACUGAUGGCCGCUUACAACUGUAACACUGCCGAGGAUUUCCUCUUCGAAACCGUGAAAAAGAUACGGUCUAGUGAACUGGAAGAAGCACUUCUACUGCUGCCCUUCAGUACGGCGUGCGAUAUCGUCCGGAUGUUGCCAACGUUACUCGAUCGCUCGGACCACGCAGAGUUGCUUUGCCGUCUUGCGCUAUUCCUCCUCAAAGUCCACCACGCGCCGCUCAUAGCGAACCAUGGGCUUCUCAAGCAUCUCAUACAGAUACAAGCCAAAGCUACGAUGAGACUUAACGAACAGCGAGAUAUGGUGGGAUACAACAUGCACGCAUUACAAUGGAUGCGAAGAGACAUCGAAUCGGCCGACAGCGAGCAACUGUUCCACGACGCAACUGUCGCGCGACGGUCGCGUGACAAACGCGCACGGACGCGACAGGCGGCCAAACGACCCAUCGUCAAUGUUACAUAGUUUAAAUAUAUGAAUUAAAACUGAA
Molecule: messenger RNA, 2894 nt
Organism: Pararge aegeria (speckled wood butterfly)
Lineage: Eukaryota; Metazoa; Arthropoda; Insecta; Lepidoptera; Nymphalidae
Product: WD repeat-containing protein 3
Exons: 16
Coding region: 101-2869 (922 amino acids)
Biological process (GO): maturation of SSU-rRNA
Cellular component (GO): Pwp2p-containing subcomplex of 90S preribosome; small-subunit processome
Molecular function (GO): snoRNA binding; protein binding
Source: RefSeq, a predicted model, not a curated record